AUGUUCAUGCUAGUUUAUGUUGACUACAUAAUUGUGGCUAGCUCCUCGCAGGAAGCAGUUGACGCUCUUCUACGAGAUUUAGAAAAAGAAUUUGCCAUCAAGGACCUUGGUGAGUUGCACUAUUUCUUGGGCAUUCAAGUUCACAGGAAAAAGGGUGAGCUGUUUCUGACACAGGAACGUUAUGCAUCUGAAAUUCUGAAAAGAGUUAACAUGCAAGCAUGUAAAUCAGUCAAAACACCACUUUGUGUCACUGAGAAGCUAUCUGUUACUAGUGGAUCAAAAUUGAGAGUAGCAGACUCCACAAGGUACAGAAGUAUUGUUGGAGCCCUGCACUACUUGACCCUAACUCGACCUGAUCUAUCCUUCUCAGUUAACAGAGUGUAUGCAGAUUGGGCUGGAUGCCCAGAUGACACGCGCUCUAUGGGGGGCUUCGCUGUCUACCUCGGCUGCAAUAUUGUAUCAUGGUGUGCAAGAAAACAAGCUACCAUGUCUAGAUCAAGCACAGAAGCUGAAUACAAGUCCGUUGCCAAUGCUACUGCUGAGGUAAUGUGGAUACAGAAACUACUUGAUGAAUUAGGUAUUCCACACCCUCAAGCAGCAUGUUUAUGGUGUGAUAAUAUUGGCGCAAAAUAUCUAUCAGCUAGUCCUGUGUUCCAUGCUCGAACAAAACAUAUAGAAAUUGAUUAUCACUUUGUGAGAGAACAAGUUGCAGCAAAGCGUCUGGACAUCAGGUUUAUCAGCACUAAGGAUCAGAUUGCCGACGGCUUCACAAAAGCACUCCCUGUCAAGCAAACAGAGAUGUUUAGGAACAAUCUCAAUCUUUCAGACAAGUUGUGA
Messenger RNA from Sorghum bicolor (sorghum), 837 nucleotides. RefSeq lists its product as uncharacterized. The record is from RefSeq and is a predicted model, not a curated record. The transcript has 2 exons. Bases 1 to 837 code for a protein of 278 amino acids. Lineage: Eukaryota; Viridiplantae; Streptophyta; Magnoliopsida; Poales; Poaceae.